Oryzias melastigma (Indian medaka) is the source of this 563-nucleotide messenger RNA. Its product is annotated as troponin I, slow skeletal muscle-like. The record is from RefSeq and is a predicted model, not a curated record. Lineage: Eukaryota; Metazoa; Chordata; Actinopteri; Beloniformes; Adrianichthyidae. Gene Ontology annotation, biological process: muscle contraction. Gene Ontology annotation, cellular component: troponin complex.
CAUCUCCCCCCUUACACACAUUUGUUUUCAGUCUUCAGUUGCAUCUCUAGUCGGUGAGGCGUCCGCUGCUUGGGUAAAACUUUAAGGCAAACAUGACGGAUGGACCGAGAAAAUCGAAAAUUUCCUCAUCUCGACGACUGGGGUUAAAAAUCAGGCUGUUGGCGGUCGCCACCCAGAUGCUGCAGGAGGAGAAAGAACAGAAAAUGAGGGAAAGAGAAAUCGCUCUCAAAGAGAGACUUGCUCCCCUAAACCUGUUUGACAACCUUCGACUGAAGAUCACUGAGAUUCAGAGCAAAUUCAAGAAGCCCCACCUGAAGAGAGUAAAGAUCUCCGCUGAAGCCAUGCUGAGCGUUCUGCUGGGCUCCAAGCACAAAGAGUCCUUCGACUUCAAGGCCAACCUGAAAACAGUUAAGAAGGAGGAAGAAAAGAAAGAGGAGGUCACUGACUGGCGCAAGAAUGUGGAAGCCAUGUCUGGCAUGGAGGGCAGAAAGAAACUAUUUGAUGCUUCUGGCAACUAAAAGAAACACACAGAUCUGAUGCAACAUGAACAAAAAUCUGUGACA